CGAGUACUGUUCCUUUGGCUGUAUAUAAGCAAACAAACACAGUCCCAAAUCAAAGCAACUCUAGUACUGAAAAUGAAAACCUUUACUCUUCUGCUUCUUGCGUUGUACGCAUUGUCCGCCUACGGUGCGGACGUCUACGUCCAUAUGAUGCCAUGGUUCGAAACCAAAGAAAGCAAUGGUGGUACUUGGGGCAUCCACUGGACUAUGGCUAACAGAAAUCCAGAUAACGUAGUCGAUGGUAAACAAGACAUCGCUUCGUAUUACCAUCCAGAAAUCGGGGCUUACGCUUCAAGCGAUCCUGAUGUCAUCGACUGGCAGACAGGACACAUGAAGACGGCAGGAAUCAAAGGAAUCUUUUUGGACUGGCCAGGUACCACCGAGGCCUUCGAUUACCCCAAAAACAGACAAAACGCUGAAGCCAUUAUUGACGGAAUCGACAGGGCUGGACUCCAAUUCGCUGUAGUAUAUGAAGAUAACAACUUGAAUCUCGCUGGAGUAGGCGAUAAAAUCGGUCAAGGUACCGCCGAUAUGAACUAUGCUCAGAGCAACUAUUUUAGCAGGGGAAGUUAUGUGCAUCUGAAUGGUGCUCCGCUACUCCUCGAUUUCGGACCUCAGGCACUGUUUGACGAUAACUGGGACAACAUCUUUGCUCCUCUUGACCCCAAACCCACGUUCUUGACGUUGUGGAACCAACAUCAACAAGGUGGUAGCUUCGUGUCUGGGGAGUACGCCUGGGUUUAUUCCAACUAUUUGGAUGGUCUUAAUAACUGGUACAAUUUCCAAGAUGUACCACUUAAAGUAGGUGUUGCUUAUCCCGGAUUUAAUUCAUUUUAUGAGGCCGGUGGUUGGCCAGGUCCAGGUUUUACCAUUGACUAUAGUACUACUACAUUCCAAGACACUUUCAAUUUGGCUCUCCAGCAUACCGAUGUAAUACAGAUUUGCACGUGGAAUGACUACGGAGAAGGUACUGUUGUGGAACCGACACUAGAAUAUGGUACACAGUUUUUGGACAUCAUCCAGAGCGCUACUGGUACUAAAUACACUCAUGAAGAUUUCGAAGAAGUUACGGAAAUUUAUCUGUUGAGGAAACAGCAUGCUAAUAAUGCCACAAUGCUCGAGCAUCUCAAACAACGGCACCACGACCUCAUGCACAAGUUUGACUAGGAAUUGUUUCUGCAGUCUUGGUGGUUAAUUUAGAAGUAGGGAACUAUUUUUUUACCAGCGUGUGGAUAUUUUUUGUCACAUUGUUGAAUAAAAUUUUACCUUGUACAAUUUAACAAAA
Molecule: messenger RNA, 1282 nt
Organism: Zophobas morio
Lineage: Eukaryota; Metazoa; Arthropoda; Insecta; Coleoptera; Tenebrionidae
Product: glycoprotein endo-alpha-1,2-mannosidase-like
Exons: 3
Coding region: 73-1164 (363 amino acids)
Cellular component (GO): Golgi apparatus
Molecular function (GO): alpha-mannosidase activity
Source: RefSeq, a predicted model, not a curated record